GCCAGCUGCUCUGUCCACAAUCCCCCAAAAUAAAAAACCAACCCAUCUCCUUCUACAACUAGUACUCCCUCCACUUUCUUUACUGCUGUCCUCGAAUUUUUACUUCCCCACCAGAAAAGACCAAGCAAGUUUCCAUUGUACUUUUGGGUAGCUUCUUCCCCUUUGCUUCCCCCUGCUACAUUAGUCUUCUCUCCUUCUCAUCCCCUCCAUCAUCAUUCAUUGCCAAGCAUUGUGCUCUAGUUUCAAACAGAAAGAAAGAGAGAGAGAGAGAGCAAUAAUGGAGUUUGGGAGUGUGGUGCAGUUCUUGGAGAACAGGGCGGUUCUGAUCACCGGUGCAACUGGGUUCCUAGCUAAGAUUUUCCUGGAGAAAGUGUUGAGAGAGCAGCCAAAUGUUAAGAGGAUGUACCUUCUCCUCAGAGCUGCUGAUGCCAAGGCUGCUUCCCAAAGAUUUCACAGUGAGAUUGUAGGGAAGGAACUGUUCCGGGUAGUGAAGGAGAAGUUUGGCGAAAAUUUGAGUACCAUAUUGUCAGACAAGAUAGUUCUGGUACCUGGUGACAUCUCUGUGGACGAAGGGCUUGGUGUCUCUUCCUCAGAACUCAAACAACAAAUGUGGAAUGAGGUCGACGUUAUUGUAAAUCUGGCUGCAUCUACCAACUUUGAUGAAAGGUACGACAUUGCGAUGGGGCUGAACACGAUGGGCGCGAAGCACGUCGUCGGUUUUGGUCACAACUGUCCGAAUCUCAAAGCUCUCGUCCACGUCUCGACCGCUUAUGUCGCGGGGGAGAGGUCGGGGUUGAUAUUGGAGAGCCCUUAUCGAAUGGGGGAUACCCUAAACGGGGCAACCGGACUGGACAUUCAGGAAGAGAGGAAACUGAUUGCCCUAAAGAUGAACGAACUGCAAACGGAAGGAGCCUCUCAGGACGCCAUUAAAAGGGCCAUGGUCGACCUUGGCCUCAAAAGGGCAAAAACCUACGGAUGGCCAAACACAUACGUGUUCACCAAGGCAAUGGGGGAGAUGCUGGUUGGAGAAUUCAAAGGCAGCAACAUGUCCGUCGUCAUCGUACGUCCCACCAUCGUCACCAGCACUUUCAAACAGCCUUUCCCUGGCUGGGUUGAAGGCAUCAGAACAAUCGACAGCUUGGCUGUCGGCUAUGGCAAAGGACGCCUCACUUGCUUCCUUGGAGACGUUGCAGGCAUUCUCGACGUGAUACCAGCAGACAUGGUGGUGAAUGCGAUGCUGAUGGCCAUCGUGGCCCACUCGAACCAGCCCAGAUCCGAACCGGUCAUCUACCAAGUGGGUUCGUCGAUUCGCAACCCGAUGAAGCUCGGGGAUCUCAAGGAAUAUGGGUUCGGGUAUUUCUCUCAGAAGCCGUGGGUCGACAAACAAGGCAACGUGGUCAGGGUUCGUAAGGUCAGAGUCCUUGGUAGCAUGGACAGCUUCCGCCGUUACAUGGCCUUCCGUUACUUGCUCGUCUUGAAGGGGCUGGAGCUGGCGAACACGGCCUUCUGUCACUUCUUCGACGGAGUCUACAGCGAUCUCAACCGUAGGAUCAAGUUCGUGAUGCGGCUCGUGGAGCUCUACCAGCCGUACCUCUUCUUCAAUGGAGUGUUUGACGACAUCAACACGGAGAAGCUGAGGAUGGCGGCGAAGGACAAUGGAGUGGAGACAGACAAGUUCUACUUCGACCCGGCCGAGGUUGAUUGGGAGGAUUACUUCGUCAACAUUCACAUCCCUGGGCUGGUGAAAUAUGUUGUCAAAUAAAAGGCUUUGCAGAGAGGGAAGAGGAGGUGUCAUUAGGGUUUAUGAGACAAAGACAUACGUAAUAAUGAUGAUGAUGAUGAUACAUAUGAAAUGAAAUAUAUGGUAUAUUUUUCACAUUUUUCCAUUUUAAUGGCGGCAAAUUGGUGGUGGCUGAUCUCUGGAUUUACAAGGAAAAGGGAGUGUUAGUAUAUGUUUGUUGUUCACGUUACAUGAUUUAUUGUUAGGGGAGCAGGAGUUUGGAUUUGAUUGAUUCUCGGACAAGACUAGAAAAAGUGUAAUCACGUUAUUGUGUUGGUGUCACUUUGAUUUCUCUGUAUAUCGGCCCUGCGAUUUAUUCAUGCAGUAAACAUGUUUUUAAUGUGUUCGUGAAGAUUAUAUCGUAUUUAUAUUUUAGAUCUUUUGAAUUCUAGUCCAAA
Molecule: messenger RNA, 2178 nt
Organism: Linum tenue
Lineage: Eukaryota; Viridiplantae; Streptophyta; Magnoliopsida; Malpighiales; Linaceae
Source: the annotation of a GenBank genome assembly